ACGAGUUGCCGUAAAUGUAGUUGGGGCGUAGACACCAAAGCGUAGCGUGUGUAAAAUCUUUUAAAACAUAGAAUAAUUUUGUAGAACAAUUUUUGAAAUUAUAUGGAAAAGAAAAUGUUCGGUGUAAAAUUCUGGCGUAUGUCAGGAUUUCUCGUCUUAACUGCAACUUUGAUUUCGUUGAAUGGUCUAGUUUUAGGGAAUGAGCCUCGGAAAUGUUAUUGGUGUGGCCCAUUAGCCGAGCAGGUCCACCGAAGCAACCGUGCUCCACCGUGUAAUGUCAGCGAUCUCUACGAAACGUCUUGUGAUGAGGGUUAUAAACAUUGUGCUGUGGUCGCUAUGGUGCCACCUUUCACGGAAUCGAGACUGUGCGUGAAACUUUACAAGACUGAAUGCUAUACGGUGUUUUGCAAUUCAACACGAACUUGGCGUACGAUUUGUCCAUGCAGAGGAGAUCUUUGCAACGGACGUAAUACCGAAAGAGAAAUAGAAGCUUUCACCGAAUUGCGAAGGCAUGUUGCAUCACGCCCAAAGAGACAUCUUAUAUCGGAAAACUUCAUUACCAGUAGAAAGUUUCAAAUCAACAACCUAAAUGCAACUCAGAACACAACUGACAUUAACGAUCAAUUCGACGUACCUUCGACCAUCGGUAAACCAGAAAGCUUAAAAAGAGACAACGAUGCAAUUAUUGAUGAAAGUGAUAUAGGCGAAGCAAUCAAAGUUGAAAAAUCCAGCACAAUGAUGGUGGACAGUGAAGUUCAAAUCGAAAGCUCGGCACCAGCUUCAACUGCAGAACCUAGUGAUACAACGCAACCUAGCAGCUCGAUUGACAAACAAGAACCAAAUGGGAAUGAUAAAUUACCAACCGUCCCAGUGCUUCAAGAAAAUGCUAAUCCCGUAGAGAAAACCACUGAAGCAUCUAUAGAAACGACUAUGCAAAACCGGCAAGAGACUAAAAUGGAAAACAUAAGUGCAGCUGAACCAACUACCUCAAAUAAACAAGUGAGCAAGAAUAAUACUGCAACACAUAUCAAACCUAUUAUGCUUACGCCGAUUGCGGGCUUAAUGCUGCAUUUUCAUUUGUAAUUUUCAAAUAUUUAAUUGUGAAAUGCAUAAUUAAAAUAUAUCAUGUUGUAGACUUGAUCUCGUUGUUGGCUUUAAAAUAAUAACAUCACUAUUAGUGUUCAAGAUAGAUUAUACGCGAUUAAACUAUUCAAUGUGAUAUUAGAAUAGCUAUUAGUUAUUGACAAAUGUAGAUUCGCUUCAUAUUAGCACAAAAUAAAACACACAAAUAUC
Bombyx mori (domestic silkworm) is the source of this 1293-nucleotide messenger RNA. RefSeq lists its product as uncharacterized. The transcript is spliced from 3 exons. Lineage: Eukaryota; Metazoa; Arthropoda; Insecta; Lepidoptera; Bombycidae. The record is from RefSeq and is a predicted model, not a curated record. The coding region runs from base 103 to 1083 and encodes 326 amino acids.